Molecule: messenger RNA, 1803 nt
Organism: Trypanosoma rangeli
Lineage: Eukaryota; Euglenozoa; Kinetoplastea; Trypanosomatida; Trypanosomatidae
Product: receptor-type adenylate cyclase
Exons: 1
Coding region: 1-1803 (600 amino acids)
Biological process (GO): cyclic nucleotide biosynthetic process; intracellular signal transduction
Source: RefSeq, a predicted model, not a curated record
AUGGGCGUGACGGUGGGAGAGGCGCUGCUGUUGCCGAACCUGACGUUUGUGGACCCCGUCGCACUGUACGUGGCCCCGCACUUGGAGCGGCGCAACGUGAUUUACCUCACCGCGACGCUUGCGCAGGAGCUAUACAGGCUUGCCAUGUACCUCUCCGCCUCCUCCGUCGGUGAGGCCCACGCAAUCAUUUCGGGCCCGCACAAAGCUGCCGUCGCCGACGUGCUGCGCCGCACACUCGUGACAUUCGACAUCAAGCUGAGGUCGUUGAAGCUUUUUGAGUGGCAGCAGACUGUCAUGCAGGACCUCCCCCGUACAGGGUGGGUUUUUGUGCUUGGCAUCUUCAGCACCGACCUCCCCCUCAUUUUGGGCCACGUUGCCGCGCACCCGGACCUGCACGUUCUGAUGUCGUAUGCCGACCACAACCUUCUGUACCCGUACUUUGUCGGCAGGAAGGCGGACGGUGCCACGGACCGCGUUCUUUACGCGACCAACAUGCCGCACUGGGCGGACACGAAGUCGCAGGUGAAGAUUGUGCGCAGCUACCACGCUGCCGUGACGAACAGUUCCCGGUGGUCGCCGCUGGGGCUGAGGGGUUUUGUGGCUGUUCGUGCGAUGCUGGCCCUUUCGGAGGUGAUGGACAUCAUCACGUCCGACCUGUUCCUGCAGACACUCUACAUGUACAGGAUGAUUUCUGUGGAAGGCAUGAUCUUUGGCCCCUUCGCGUCUCUGCACCCCCCAAUGUGUGGUGCCUCUUCUGAUUGUCUGGUGAACUACGGUGCGUCAGAUAUUGCCAUUUGGUCGAUGUCGCGGUCGCUUGAUCCCUCAGUUCCUCACGUCGCACCCCCAGAGACGCCACCAAUGCGGUACGUAGAGCCCGCUGCGCGUGGACUGUCGAUGGUGCAGCUGAUCGGCAUCGUCAUUGCCGUGGUGCUUCUGGUCACCAUCAUUGCGGUGGGGGUGGUUGUGGUGCUGCUGUGCUGCUGUCGCGACUCACGUGACAACGCGACUGCGCCGAAGGAGCCGACGGACCCCGUGACGCUCGUGUUCACUGACAUCGAGAGCAGCACAGCGCUGUGGGCCGCGUGCCCUGAGGCGAUGUCCGACGCGGUGGCGACGCACCACCAGCUGAUCCGCGAGCUGAUCGCGAAGUACCGUUGCUACGAGGUGAAGACGAUCGGUGACUCGUUCAUGAUAGCGUGCAAGAGUGCGUUUGCCGCCGUGCAGCUUGUGCGCGAGCUGCAGCGGGUGUUUCUGCAGCACGCGUGGGGGACAAGUGUGCUUGACGACGCGUACCGCAAGUUUGAGGAGAGCCGGGCGGAGGAGGGGGCGGAGGCAGAGGGGUACGUGCCGCCGACAGCGCGCCUGGACGCCGCCGUGUACCGGCAGCACUGGAACGGUCUGCGGGUGCGUGUGGGGGUGCACACUGGGCUGUGCGACAUCCGCCGCGACGAGGUUACGGAGAGGUACGACUACUACGGUGGCGCGGUGAACAUGGCGGCACGCACGGAGAGCGUGGGGAACGGCGGGCAGGUGCUGCUGACGCGUGCAGCGUACAUGGCGCUGAGCACGGCAGAGCGGGAGGAGGUGGAGGCGACGGCGCUGGGGGCGGUUGCAUGGGGGGCGGAGUUUCGGUUCUGUUUUUUUGACGGUUGCUGCGUUGGUGGCAGUCACUGGGUGCCAAUCCAUUGCGUCCUUUACGGGUUGUGCGCCUUGGGCCCCGCCGGUAUGUUUCCGGCUGUGGUGCGUAUCUCUUCAGAGUUGCUGGAGGGGGACUUUGUGUGCCCACAUCCACCGCACGUGUGA